AUGGAACCAACACUCUUGCCUCAAACGUAUCCUGUCGCAAUAGCAGAUGGUUUCAUCCAAAAUGAGCCCGAGCAACGUACGAUUUAUAUGCGUUGUCCUGAUGCUUUGUUCAAACAUGUCGAGGUGCUUGACGAGUCAGGGAAAAUAUUAUUUACUUCGGAAGGCCAUCCUCAUACAUCCCGUACCUGGCGUCGAACAGUUAGAGAUGCCGCAGGGACCACUAUUUUCCAUCUCCGCACAUAUAUUCUUUAUUGGAAAGUGCAAGGUCCAGGGGAUGACGACAUCUGCAAAGUCGAUCACGUUGCAAGGCAGAGUAACCCAAAGGCUCUUGACCUAAUUGUCAAAAACCAGGCAGAUAAGGGUAUUGAUGAGCUGGUUGAGGUUCGGCCAACUGACCUAGCCGGUGUCACUGUCUUGGUUAAUAUAAGAAACGAACCUGUUGCUUCAAUCCAAUUGAUAGGAGCUAAUCCAACAUCACCAUUCAGGAAGAAAUCGGAUAGAAGUGUUUGGAAGGCUCAAAUCGCCAAUGGUGUUGACCUCGCUCUGAUCGUUGCUAUAAUGUUAUGUCGAGCAGAAUUACAUCUCUCUAUCGGUUAA
Molecule: messenger RNA, 597 nt
Organism: Talaromyces proteolyticus
Lineage: Eukaryota; Fungi; Ascomycota; Eurotiomycetes; Eurotiales; Trichocomaceae
Exons: 2
Coding region: 1-597 (198 amino acids)
Source: RefSeq, a predicted model, not a curated record